This is a messenger RNA of Trichomonas vaginalis G3, 594 nucleotides long. RefSeq names its product DNA binding. Bases 1 to 594 code for a protein of 197 amino acids. Lineage: Eukaryota; Parabasalia; Trichomonadida; Trichomonadidae. The transcript has a single exon. The record is from RefSeq and is a predicted model, not a curated record. Gene Ontology annotation, molecular function: RNA polymerase II cis-regulatory region sequence-specific DNA binding; DNA-binding transcription factor activity, RNA polymerase II-specific. Gene Ontology annotation, biological process: regulation of transcription by RNA polymerase II.
AUGUUUGCCCUUUUAUCUCCACCGACUCCUGCAGCUAUUGGAAAGAUGGUUGGGUGCGGUGAAAAUUUAAAAGGACCAUUUUUAUUUAAUCAUGAACAUGAUCCAGAACAACAAAACAGCCAAAGUACAACUAAUAUUUUGACUCCAUUACCUCCUGAAAAUCCAAAUAGCACCGACAAUAUAGAUACUGCUGAUACACCAAACGAUACUAAUGAAAAUGAUACCGCUGAAAUUCAAAAUGAUGCCGAUGAAAUUGAGAUUGAAGAAAAUCCUAAUUCAGGCAAUAGUAGAACCCAAAAAAAUCACCAGGCUAAUAAUAAGAAUCAUCGUAAAAAGUUUUUAUUUGGCAAAGCUGCCCGUACAAUUCUACUUAAUUGGCUUAUUUCCCACCAGGCAUAUCCAUAUGCAAGUAAGGAAGAUGUUAUACAGCUUGCUAUACAAACAGGACUAACAGAAUUCCAAAUCAAAAGAUGGCUUAUUAAUGCUAGAAAUAGAAAGAAAAUUCUAUUUCCUUCCUCGUCAAAGAAAUCUUACAGAAAGAAGGGACAACACUCCAAAAGAGACUAUUUUAUCUUGCCAGGACCACCGAAUUAA